AUUUUAACUGUAUUAAAUGCAUCUCAGAAUAAAAUUAAUAGUAUUUUAGUAAUAAUUCCGCAAUCAAAUGUACUUCUUCUCAUCAGUCUUAGAUUUAAAGGAGUUAGGCAAAGUGUACAGUUAUACGUGCUAGACAAAGCACAAUUAUUGCUGGAAGUGUAGAAGGAUCAAUAAUGGGACUUAUGGAAUCUUUCAAUACGCAAAUUUCCAUUAAGAAUAUGAAAUACUGACAAUUUUAUUGAUACUUUUUAUAAGUAUGAUGUGGUGUCAUAAGGAUGGCCGGAAUCAGAAGUGUUCAUCGUGAUGCAGCUGCUCAAUUGUUAUGUGAACAACGUGCAUUGUUAGUAAUCACAGUAGCAUCCAUCGCAGCCAUAUUGUUAUGGAUGGUCGCAAUGGGUACAGAGUAUUGGUUUUAUGUAGAGGUUCCUAAUGGCGUAUACACAAACAAAACUGAUACAAUGUUUCUGAAAAGCCAUUCGGGACUGUGGAAAUUAUGCAAAACAGAAGUUAAAAAUGUAUCGGGAAGAGAAGCGAAGAUUGUAAGUAUUUUUGUGAUAAUAUUUUUAUUCUUUUUAAUUAUAGAUUAUACAAGAACAGAAACAGCCUUUUCCAUAAUAAGUCUUUGUUUAAUGGUAAUGGGACUUGGAUUUAGUUUGUACACCUUCAAAGAACCAAGGUAUAUGUUCAAAAGAUUGGCAGGUGGUGUUCAUUUUCUAACAGCUGCAACGGUAUUAGUUGUGAUAGAAGUACUCAUCAAUUCCAUAAAAUAUGAAGAAAGAUAUUUAAGUGCUCGUCAUCCAAAGGGUGCAUCAUUGCAUUAUGGUUUCUCUUUUGUAUUGGGAUGGAUCACCUUUGUUGUCUUUAUUAUCGCUGGUUGUUUAUUUAUUUAUUGUUCUAGAAAAAGGAAAGGCGACAAAGCACCGUCAGAGUACCAUGCACGCGAAGACGAACCUAAUAUACUAGGAAGAAUGUGAACUACCUCAAAUUUUUACAAUGAUCUUCAUUAAUUAUUUUAAAAAGUUCUAUAUAAAGAUACGUAUAUUUAAGGAAGAAAACGAAUGAAUUUGAACGAGAUUAUAUGCAAUACUUUGCCACUAUAUUUAAGAAAAACAUAUCACAAUAAGGGAUUGUUAUUUUUUUGAAUUUGUUUUAAUUACUGUAAAAUUUCCUAUAAUAUUCUUAUAAUACUUCAAGCAAUUUUAAUUUCUUUUCUUUUUUCUACUAUAAAAUUACUAUAUACCAAUUCUUAUAUAUAUAUAUCAACUUUCAGAUGUAUUUUUUGAUGAAUUCGACUCGAAAAAUUUCAUUAAAAAUAUUCUUCUAUGUAUAAAAUACACCGCGAUUCGAUUCUUGUAUUUCAAAUAAUGGCCCAAAAAUUAAUGUGAUAUUAAGAAUAUAUAAAAAAUUAUAAUGUACAUAAAAUAUAUAAUUGUUGUAAAAGUAUAAAAAAUGAAAUUCAUCCAUCAUUAAAGCACGAAAAUCUCUUUAAAUCUAUAUUAAAUAUUAUUCAUUCUUUGCUACAAUUUCAAGAUUCUUGUGAUAAUUUCAGUUGACUUUUUCCAUUUUAAAAUGUUAAAAAUUAUAAUUAAUUAUAAAUUUAACAUUACUUGUGAUUGUUUAUUGAAUUUUUAUUUAAAAAAAAAAAAUACAAUUUAAAAUAUAUAUUUUAAAGGUAUUUUACAGUGUUUGAAAUUCUAGAUAUAUUCUAGAGAAUUUUUUUUAAUGAUUUCUAAAAUAGUUUUUAUUCUAAUAAAUAGAAGAAAAUAUCAUAAUUAUUUUUUAU
Molecule: messenger RNA, 1783 nt
Organism: Centruroides sculpturatus (bark scorpion)
Lineage: Eukaryota; Metazoa; Arthropoda; Arachnida; Scorpiones; Buthidae
Product: voltage-dependent calcium channel gamma-7 subunit-like
Exons: 5
Coding region: 276-974 (232 amino acids)
Cellular component (GO): plasma membrane
Source: RefSeq, a predicted model, not a curated record